AUGAAUGGCCGUUUGUCUUGUUAUUAAUUUCAUUCCGAAAUUAAUAUAGAGAGAGAGGCUGCUGAAAUGGCAUCAAGAAUUAUGGACCGUGUUCGAUAGAAACAAUAUUUUAGAUCUAACCAAAAACUCACAAUAAAAGGUGAUGGUGGAUUUCGAUCAAGUGAAUAUUAAGUUAGACCUAUGGAGGUUCAAUCCAUACGUCAUGGAACUAAUUCAAUUACAGACAGAAACCAAAUUAAACUUAACUUGAAUUUCAGACAACCUCAAAAAUCUUAUAAUUUCUUUGAAUAAAAUCCAAAACACAUUGAAAUAAUCAAGAAAUCUGAUUAUUUGUAAAUGCAAUAAUCGCAGGGUUUAAAAGACAUAUAUCAUGGGGCCAUCAAAUUAAACAAUGUUCUUGAACCUUAAUCUUAAUCUACUAGCGAUAAGCCAGACAAAACUAAACUCAUUAAAUUAAUGAAAGCGUGA
Messenger RNA from Paramecium tetraurelia, 468 nucleotides. RefSeq lists its product as uncharacterized. Lineage: Eukaryota; Ciliophora; Oligohymenophorea; Peniculida; Parameciidae. The transcript is spliced from 2 exons. The record is from RefSeq and is a predicted model, not a curated record.